Molecule: messenger RNA, 7164 nt
Organism: Anthonomus grandis grandis
Lineage: Eukaryota; Metazoa; Arthropoda; Insecta; Coleoptera; Curculionidae
Product: calcineurin-binding protein cabin-1-like
Exons: 17
Coding region: 455-7078 (2207 amino acids)
Biological process (GO): chromatin organization
Cellular component (GO): nucleus
Molecular function (GO): protein binding; nucleosome binding
Source: RefSeq, a predicted model, not a curated record
CUUCCCAACCCUUUUUACCAUGAAGAGGGUGAAAUAAUUGAAAAAAAAAUACAAAAAAAGUAUGCUCUAGGUGAGGCUCGAACUCACAACCCCGGCAUCGCUCACGACUACUGUCUUAUAAGUACCGUGCGCUAACCAAUUGCGCCACUAGAGCUUGUUAGAUACAAAAUUACAUGCUCCUUAUGAACGAAAGGCAUAUUUAUUGAUAAUAAACCGUUUAUAGAACGUUUAUUUGUUACUCAUAACUUAAAAAAAGCAUCAAACAUUAAUUAAAAACCCAUAAUUUAUCUCUAAAAACACGACUUUUUGCAUAAAAAGCGUCGUGGCGGCAAUAAAAACCAUUUAAAAUACUCUCACCUGAUUGGUGAAACCUUGGCAUCCUAAACGUCAAAAAGUCCAUUGAUAAAAAUAAUGUUGUGUUUGUGUUACGUUUUGUACACAUUAAUGACUUAAAAUGCUGAAAAUCAAGGCCCUAAACGAGGAUUCGUCCUCUGAAGAGGACAGCCCGACCAUACGAAGGGAGGCACAGGAAGAAAUCGUGCUAGAGUUGUACAAUAACGCCCUAAGGGCCCUGACUGCGAACGACAACUCAAAAUGCAUCGAAAUCCUCACUCAGAUCCUACAGGAGAACAUUCCCCAGUUGGAAACGAACGGGGAUUUGCCCAAGUCCAUGUCCAACCUAAAAUACUCUUGCUAUUUGAAUUUGGGGACAAUACACCUUAAGGGGGCCCACAAUAGUGAUGCCCUGGACAGUUUUAUUAAGGCUUCAGAACUUGACUCGACUGAUGUAACCUUAUGGACCAAAAUUGGCCGAUUAGCACUUAAGGAAAACCUGUUUAAUAAAGCUGCUUAUGCAUUUUCCAAGGGUUUAGAGUGUAAUGAGUCCCACUGGCCCUGCCUUGAUAGCCUUAUUUCAGUUUUAUAUGCUAUUAGAGACACAAUUUCUUGUAAUUGUUAUAUUGGCAAAGCCUUAUCUUUGGAUCCUGAUUAUAUUAAGGGUCAUGUGCUCCGCAAGCAGAUCUACCAAGACAAUCCUGCUGCCGAAGAGUAUUAUUGUCAACUAAACCCUGACCACACAUCUGAGCCUGAGGCGAUAGAAAUUGAACCAGAAGAAGCAGAAAAAGUGUUAAAUGAAGCUGAAACUUUAUGCCAAAGGGUGAGUGAGGUUGAGGCCUCUCUUAUAACGAAACCUUGGGGCACUAUUCCAUUACCCAAGGCCCUUGAGGAGUUUUCUUGGGUUUCUUUGGCUAAAACUGUGAUUUUUUGCCACCAGUACAUGACAGAGAACAAUCUGAGUCACUUUACUGCCUUUGAUAUGAGUAAAUCGAUGAGUAAUAGUGGAGAGGAAAACAUCAUGGUGGUAGAAGAAGUGGGUAAGAAUGAUGUGUGCGAAGAGAUGGAGAAUUGUGAUAAAGUUCCUGAGGUUGUGGAGAGGAGGAUGUCACAGAAUAGUGAAAACACUAUGGGUAAUGAGAAGGAGGAUACUCCAUCACAGACUGAUAAUGAUGAGGAACAAACCAACAUGGAAAUCGACAAUGACGAGACGGACGACAACCAGGCCGGCGACACCGCGGACGCCAACCAAAAAAAAGCGACAAAAAAGCGCAAACGCGACGUACUCUCCGACUUACAGAUCUGGGGCUGGCACAGUAAACGGAAACGACCGAAAAAAAGCAACAAAGACGUCACGGUCGAGGACGCCCUCAACCGGAUCAUCCCGGAAACUUUAUUAAAAACGGGGGCGAUCGAAAGUGAGGUCGUCUCUCUGGGGGGCAAGGAGGAACCGAAGGACCUGUACGACGUGUCAGUUGAGGAGGCGCAAACGCUUCGCCCUCAGGUCACAGACGCUUAUUUCGGCACCGAACGGGAGUCUGAGGAUGUGCGCAAGCUCUGGACCCGGGAGCGAAGCAAAGUCCACGCUGUCGCACUCGUUAAAGAUUUAGUUUUUGGGUUGGCGCGUCUCUGGCAGGUGCGAUGGCCCAAGGAGCUCGUUCCGCUCUACAUACAGGCUUUCAAGCUCUACCGCUCCCAUUACGACCAACCGGACCCGAACUGGUCGGAGCGCGACGAACAUUUCAAACGUCAAGACGCUUCCGCCGCUCAACUGCACGCGGAACUCUCCACGUUCAGCGCGGACCCGCCCGAGUUUCCGCACUCGUUCGCCGUCGGUUAUUUGCGGGCCGCAUGCGCUUGGGCCGACGACUACGACAUCGCCCUGAUGCGAGUCUGCUGGCUCGAGUCGUAUCUGCACGCGAGAGGCGACGACCCGAGGAAGAACGAGCUCGCGCUCAUGUCGCUCGAGACGCUCCUCGAGCAGAUCGAGGGGCGGGAGGGCGGCGAGGGCGAAGGCUCGUUCGUUCUCGCUUUGUCGAACUGCUUCAGGUGCGGUCUGGUCGCCGGCCGGGUGGUGAACAGGAUUAUCGGGCAUCUGAAUAUGAUCACCUCGAUGGAGGGCGUGGAGACGCUGUUUAGCGAGAAGAAGUAUCGGGAGGCGGCCGAUAUUGUGAAGAAGACUUUCCCUUAUGGGGGGUGUUAUAAGGUGGGGACGAUGGGAAGACCGGCACAGUUGGGCAUAUUAAUGCACAGUUUAUGGUACACCGACUUACCGGAGUGUUUCAUCUGGACCGAGGAGUGUCUCAACGAAGCGGUGACCACCCUAAACCGAUCCCACUCGAACCGGGACCCUUGGGAGAAAAUCCUGGACAAAUGUCUGAUUUUCUGCCAGGAAAUCAUCAACAAAGAGUCCGUGUGCGUGACCGAUAAACUCCCCGCGGAAAAACGCACGCGACUCGUGGAAAACCUGGUGAAAAUCAUCUGCAAAUCCCUAAACUCCCAUAAAGUGUCCAGCGUCACCCCGUGGAUCGUUUUACACUACAUGGUGCUCCGCGAGGAGACCAGGAUCUACUCGGCGAAGCGGAACGCCCUGAAAAAGCGACAAAUGCUCCCGAGGGACGAGGAGGUGCCGCCCUCGAUCGCCCUUUUGUUUUCCGCCCACGAGUUCUUGGGCCCCAAGGGGUGUUGCCUGGCGGGCAACGGUGAACUCCUCCAUUUUCUACUGGAUUCGGUCGUGGACAAACUGGACUCCGGGUUCGCUUACUAUCGCGACAAAAUGGAGAUCCACGUGGAGCAGGCCUUCUUCUGUCUCUACUCUUACCCCAGCAAGAAGAACAAGAUCUCUCGUCACCUGGUGGACCACAACGUCACUAACCCUUUACCGCUCACCUGGGAGGACUCGGUGUUGCUUUAUCAGUUUUUCGCACCGGAAACGCUGCCCGAGUUCAAUUCGUACAAGAGUCAGUCGAUUUCCGGGGAGUUGGAGCAGCUCUUUGAGCGGAUAGUCGGCCUGAUGCCCCCCAGUUUUGGGGUGCAGGACAUUUUGCCUAAAAUCCGGGAUUUUAUCGCGGGGAAGGCCGACAGCUUACCGGACCCGAUAGGGUUCGAUCGGUUUCCCUACAAAUUGAGGGCGAUUUAUUAUUUAAUCGGCGACUACUACUUCAAAGAAAAAGAGUUCGCCCGCUGCGUGGAGUUCUUCCAGCGGGACCUCUGCGUGAACCCGAUGCGGGUGGACUCGUGGGCCUCCCUGGGGCUCAGCUACGCCGCCCAGCUCGAUCAGACCCUCAACUUUUGCGAGAAGAUCCAGAGCGAGUCGGAGUUUUUCGAGCGCGCCAAGUGCGCCCAAGUCUGUUUCCGUAAAGCGCUCGAACUCGAUCCGGAGAACUUGAUCCUGUGGAUCGAGUGCGGCUCCUUCGAGUACAUGGUGCACUCGUUCUGCUCCCGCCUGAUCAAAUUCGAGUCCGAAAAUUUUAGCAUGGAAAAGUUUGAGCUGCUGGAGUCGGAAAAGGAGAGCUACCUGUGCAGCGCGGAAAACAGUCUGGAGCACGCCAUAAAGAUCUACGAGAUCCAGGAUACCGCCGAGGCGGACGAGCGCUGGCUCCAGUACUACUUGCUGGGGAAAAUCGCCGAAAAGCGUCGCAAACAUCCGUCGUACUACCUGAAAUAUUACGCGAAGGCCUCCAACCUCUUGCACGAGAACAAAGCCGAGUACCCCCCGAAAAUAAACUACAACAACCCCCAGCAUCUCUCGGUGGAGGCCCUGGAGCUGCACUACAGGGUGCACGCGUCAAUCUUAAAAUACCUGGAACUGCACGAGGGCAAACCGAUCAGUCACAGUUUGGGCGCCCUGUUUCGGAAAACCCUAGGGGCCACCGCGAAACGUUACACCCAAACAACACCCGUUACAACUUACCAAGACCAAUUCGUCAGCACGUUAAAAUCCGACGACGAAAACGACGCGGAAGUCGUUAAAGAGGUCGUCGAGCGCCUGCUGAGGCACGCCGAGGCAACCGAGGCAAAAGCCGAGGAUCCCGACUGUUCGAUCGUCGAACCGGAGGUGGUCGACAUCGUUAUUUCGGACUCGGAGGAGGAGUCGCCGCCACCGCCGCCUCCUCCGCCUCAAAAAGACGUGCAAACUUUACUGGAUAAAAUGAUGGAGGAGACGAUGAACGAAGCGAAAACCGUCGUCGCGCAACGCGAGUCGAGCGACAGCUCGUCGUCCGACAGUAGCGCGAGCGAGACGGACAGCUCGGGCAGCGACAACGACGAGUCGGACAGUUCGAGCGACUCGUCGUCGUCGUCGUCGUCGUCGAGCGCGGAAACGAGCGAGAAUCUGUCGUCGAGCGAGACGCUGCUGUUGGUCGAGGAGUGCGUGCGGGGCCUCGAGGUGUGCGUCACCAGGUUGGCGCAGAACUACAAGGCCCUCUAUCGGUUGGCGCACGCUUUUUUUCACUACAAGGGCAUGAAGGAUUAUUCCAGGUGCAAACUGUUGCUGCUGCACGAGUACAAAUGCAAAGACGACACCCAAGUGUCCGGCCUCUUCUCCGAUCGUACCGCGCGCAACUUCUUCAACGGCAUUUGGCGCAUCCCCUCUACGGAGAUCGACCGGCCGGGCUCGCUGGCCGCGCACAUGAACCGCUGCGUGUCGCUCGUGCUGCAAGUGUUGCGCCACACGAACGACACCAAGACCCUGAUCGAUGUGCACCUGCAGCUGCGCAAAACGCCCAAUCGUGACAAGAUCUACAUCAAAGACAGCGAUCGCGUCGGAUUCGCCAAUCAGGCGAUGGACAUGUGCGUCCAGAGUUUUAGGGGGCAGAUCAAGGGCGUACCCGAUAUGCCUAACGCGCAGGUUACUAAGCUACUGAACGACCUCUAUAGGGUUUACCGUAGGGUGCAGAAACAUAUACCUAAUAAAGAGGGCGUCUUCGGCGCCCUCUUAACGGACGCCUACAAAAACUUCAUCAAAGAAAAAAUCCCCGAAAACGUAAACGUACUGGACCUGGCCAUAAAGUUCUGCGUCCAGUACCGUCCGGUGGAAAAACCGAAACCACCCGCCCCCACUUUAACUCAACGGAACCCGGGACAAGCUGCCGCCCCGGUACUUCCGACCCCCGGCACCUUCGCCCCCUCGCCCGUCUUAAAACCGCCCACCGUGGGCCGCCCCAGAGGUCGCCCCCCUCUCCCGAAGGUACCGGGGCAACAGAAACCGCCCCGUCCCAAGUACGGCUCCGCCCCUUGGCAGGACUACAGCAACUUGAACUACGAGUACUUGAAACAGUAUCAGGAACAGCUGAUCAAGCAGUACAGCCAGAAUAUGAGCAUAAACGAGCUACAGCAAUUGACCAGUUUGUUCUCGUCGGGGCAGUUGAACAAUCCGGCGGUGUCGCAGGCGUUUGUGAAUCAGUUUUUCACGCAGACCAGCGGAUUUUUGAAUCAGUCGCUCUUUAAACCCCCCGGGGGAGGCCUCAGUGCCGAGCAGUUGAAAAUCCUCGAGCGGGUAUCGGCCCAAAACAAACCCAAAGAGGACAAAAGCGUGAUUAAGGAUCGUCCGAACUUGUCUAUCACCCCGGUGACCACUUUACCCUCCAGUUUGGGGACUCCCAAGUUCCCCACUAGCGUCCAAGCUAAAACUUCCAUUAAUUACUCCUCUUCCAAGCCUAUGACGUAUAAGCCUAAACCCACUUACACUUCGACCAUCACCAGCUCGGACGUUACUAGCUCCACCUACAAAAACAUCAUCGACGUAACGAAAUCUGUUAGUUACAAGCCCAAACUCGGCAACGAUGCCCCUAACACUUCAAGCUUCAUAGCCAAACCUGCCAGUUACACUCCUAAGCCGGCACGCCCCUAUUCAUUAGGCGGCGACAUUGCCAAAUCGGCCUUCAAGCUUGCGCACUCAACGAGCCUCGACGCUGCCAAGUCUACCGCUCCUAAGCCUGCGCAUUCGACCUCAUUAAGCAUCGACAUCCCCAAAUCGACUACCAGCCCAAAAAGCGCUCCUAAGCCUGCGCAUUCGGCCUCGCUAAGCAUCGACAUCGCCAAAUCCGCUGGCACGAAAACCGCCCCCAAGCCUGCGCAUUCGCAAAGCCACGACGUUGCCAAGUCUUCGAGUUACAAACCGAAAUCCGCGCACACGUCCGCCUCCAAACCAAAGGCCGCCUACGUGCCGACGAUUACCACCGCGCACUCGGCAACGAUGCAUCCGGUGUUGCCGAGUGUGGUGGUGACUCCGCCCCCUCCCCAAUCGGUCAGUCCCGCGAAGGGCGGCAGCCCGGGGAAAACCCUGCAGGAAAAACUGGCGGACAAGAAGAAGGAGCAGAUGAUGAAGAGUAUCAUCAUCGAGGCGGACAUUUACAAUAAACCGAAGUUCGCCGGGCAACCGGUCAAGUUCGGGUCGUCGCCGGUCGAACAGUUGAAACUGCCCGCCGGGUUGAGUUUGUCGGCGGCGACGGUGCCGCCCCCUGUGUUUGCGCACGCGCCGUUGCCGCCUCGGUUUGGCGGCGGCGCAGAUUCCGGGGUGUCCAUCAGUCAGAUAUCGGAUAAAAAACAGCAGAGGACGCCUCCGGUGGACGGGGCUCCCAAAAAGUCCGGACUGGCGGGAAAAAAGGCGGUUUAUUCAAAAAAUGAGGGCGCGCAGGCGCUCAGCGUCAUCAAGAAGCUGUCCGCCGUCGAUAUUACGCCGCUGGCGCCAUCUAGGAGCGCCAAUAAAGGCGGCGGCGACGACGACGUUAUUUGUAUUGAUUGAGGGCCCUUAAUUAUUAUUAUCUGAUGUGUUUAUAUAUUUUUAAGUUUCAAUGAUUUGUUUUUAAUGUAAUAAAUUGCUAAGUAGAA